AUGGCGGUAGUGUCAAAGAAAAUCGAGCAAAUAUUAGGGACACUGGGAUUAAUGUACUUUCUGGGCAUUGUUUAUUUGGCACGAUCCUAUGACAGUAGUGGUCUCAGCACAUCAAGUAGCAGCAAACCAGAAGUAGCAACGAACUCUGAAAUACCCCCCCCGGCUGCAAACAGGGGACUACAAUUACGUGUCAAUAGCGCCACGACGAUGCAAAGCAAUGGAAGAAAUAAAUUGUUUGCGCCAGAUAACGAGCCUUGGGAGAAACGAUGCGCUCUGUUAUUCUUUGGACUGCCGAGGUCCUACAAAGACAUGGUAUUGCCCAGUUUGGAACAGUUUGUGCUCAAUUACAAUGCGAAAUACAAUUGCGAUGUUUUUGUUCAUUACUUUCAUCAACGAAAAGAAGCUGCCGGUAGAUACAAUGAUGGCGGUGAGUUGGAUCCUACCGAAGUAUUGCGAUUGGAACGAGCAGUACAUGCCAUGUAUCAACGGACCCACCCACUUCGCAAGCAACCGCCCACGCAAAACAUUUUCAAGGAACGCAAGUCGCCACCCAUAGUCAAGUUCAUUCAUGAUACCAACAAGACCUUUUAUAGAAAACGAGGCGAAAUACUGAAGCACUACCAUAAGACCAAGGACAAGGAAGGCAAUCCGUUGUUCUUUCCUUGGAAGAACAAGACUUGGAAGAAAUCCAGUCUAGACAAUGUUGUCCGACAAUGGCAUUCCAUUCAGGCCGUAUUUGAAUUGAUGGAUGAAUAUUCUCGGACGAACCAUGUGAAUUAUACCCGGGUCGGUAUGUUACGGAAUGAUGUCAUGUUUCUGGCGCCAGUAGACAUUCUGCGAUUGGACAAUGGGACCAUGGAUACCGACAACAACCAAAUGGUGGUCUGUCCCUUUGGACGAUACCCCGUCUGCGAUCGUAUGGUAUAUGGUCCAUACUUGGGUGUCAAGAUAUGGGCGACCUACCGAUUCCAGCUGAUUGAAGAAAGAGUCAAGUCCAAUCUGGAUCCUGGAUAUGGCAUGCACUCGGAGCGAUUCUUGAACGAUUCCAUUAUUCCGUACGUUGAAGAGAACUUUGGAUACCACAAACACAUCAACUAUGAUAUUUGCUUUGUCCGAACCCGACCUGAUAAUGUGGCGCUGGUGGACGACUGCAUCAUCAAGGGUAGCUCGAGAGGAUGGGAUGAAAUCAAUCGUACGGAAGCCAUCGAAAAAGUACUUGGGUUCAAGUGCGAAGAGACAGAGGUAGACGGAAUCGCCUCGAACAUGUUCUAUCUGUACUGCUAG
Messenger RNA from Cylindrotheca closterium, 1284 nucleotides. NCBI's taxonomy places the organism in Eukaryota, Bacillariophyta, Bacillariophyceae, Bacillariales, Bacillariaceae. The record is from the annotation of a GenBank genome assembly.